Molecule: messenger RNA, 873 nt
Organism: Acaulospora morrowiae
Lineage: Eukaryota; Fungi; Glomeromycota; Glomeromycetes; Diversisporales; Acaulosporaceae
Source: the annotation of a GenBank genome assembly
AUGUCUUCAUCACUUGAAAAUGUUCAGCAACUUAUUAAUUCAAUCCAGCAUCGUGCUCGGAUUCGUGACAUCGAAACCACUCGGAAAAAAUUAUUAAAAAUCACGAAAGAUGGACUUAUGUUUUUUCCAGAUUUUGAUUUCACAAUGACACGAUAUUUUACUUCGACGGGAGAACGUAAUAAAAGUUCGCAUGGGAUAGUGGAAACAAGUUCUCGCUUGGCCGAAGAAUACAAAAGAGAAGUCAAGGCACUAUUUGCUCAUUACCAUCCGAUCGAAAUAAGCACUGAAAAGACUAAAGAAGAAAAAACCCCGGAAAUGAUUGAAUGGUGGCGAAAAACCCACAAAUUGUUAAUGGAGCAAAACGUUAAGGAAGAAGAUAUUAAAGAAAUAGUAGCAGAAUCAAAUGUGGAAAUAAGACCAGGAUUGAAUACGCUGAUCGAAAAAUGCAAGGUUGACAAUAUUCCAUUCUUGAUAUUCUCAGCCGGGAUUUCCGGUCCUUAUCAUGAAAAAAACCUUUUUUAUCCUAUGAACAUGCACAUCGUCUCCAAUGAGAUGGGAUUUAACGAAAAAACGGGGAUAUGUGAUUACUUCAAGGAACCUUUAAUUCAUACAUUCAACAAAAAUGAAAUAAUGAUUAAAGGUAGCCCUUAUUUUACUUCCAUUGAAAAUCGCGGUAAUGUCAUUCUACUAGGUGACUCUUUAAGUGACGUGCAAAUGGCCAGCGGGAUUAGUCACGAAACUUGUCUUUCUAUCGGUUUUUUGAAUUAUGAAGUUGAUAAAUUACUUAAUAUGUAUCUGCAAACAUAUGACAUCGUGGUUGUUGGUGAUGGACCAAUGGACGUCGUAAACUUUAUAGUUAAUACUAUUUCUUAG